Molecule: messenger RNA, 1239 nt
Organism: Debaryomyces hansenii CBS767
Lineage: Eukaryota; Fungi; Ascomycota; Pichiomycetes; Serinales; Debaryomycetaceae
Exons: 1
Coding region: 1-1239 (412 amino acids)
Biological process (GO): inner mitochondrial membrane organization
Cellular component (GO): mitochondrial inner membrane
Source: RefSeq, a predicted model, not a curated record
AUGAAAGCCAACAUAGCGAUGGCUUCAAAACAGCUACAAUUUAUUAGAUCAUUGAUCAUUUCACAACCCCCUACAAUAGCAUUACCUAAUCAAUCUAGUAAUAUUUCUAAGAUUGAAAAUAUCAAGGGAAAUGAUUUACCAAACCAGAAAACCUUAAAUGACCCAGAGUUUCAGAGUUUGGGUCAGCCCGCAUCAGUGUUAGCCAUUAAUUCGCCUCCUUCCGUACCUAUUUAUAUCAGAAAAAACUCAUUAUUGUCAAUCUAUGGAAUUGAUAAUUCAUUUGUGAAUUCAAUUAAAGGUCUGGUUGAAUUCAUAAACCCUCUAAAAAGGUUCAUUUAUGGAGGCUACGUUUCAAAAUAUCAGAAGAUUAUUUCUACGGUGCCAUUCUCUUUAUUAGUUUCCUCAAGCUCGAAGAAUUUUAGAUUGAGAACUAAUAGGCAAAAAUCGUUUGCUACUUUGUUAUUAGACGGAACGAAUGAUUGGGCAGUUUUAAAUAAUACUGCGUUACAAGCCUAUACGGGUGGUACAUUGAAUGUUUCUAUGUUCAGGAUUCCAAAGAAUAUCAGUAAAACCUUAGCAAGUUUAUUGAAAAUAACGAAUGCAACUGAAACUGGUUUAUUCAGAUGGAAUAACUUAGGAUAUGCUUUACUAACUGGAAGGGGUCAGGUAGGAUUAGUUGGUAACGGUGCUAUUUAUAAUAUUAAUUUAAAAGAGAAUGAAGAAGUUUUAAUUAGUAGAAAAAAUUUGCUAAGUAUUAGUGUUAAUGGACCCUAUGAUUUGCAGAAUUGUAUUGUUAAAUACUCGUUUCCAGUCACUAAGCCGGAAACAGGUACGAUUGGGUCAACAAAAGAAGCUCCAGUUCAAUUAAACAAAGACGACGUCAUUCCUGCUAACAAUUUUAACCAUUAUUGGAACAUCAUCAAAGGAUACUCUCGUCAUAUUAUCAAUUUUUUCAAAAGAUCCCAAAGAUUGACUUACAAUUUCUUAGUAGGGAAUGAAGAUUUCGUAAGAGUUAUUGGUCCUAGAAACCUAUUAUUACAAUCCAAUAGUGUUGGCUCGCAUUCUACGUCAUCUAGCGAGCUUCCAAAGCCUAAUUUACUGAAUAUCAAGGCUAACAUAGAAAAAAAAUCUUCGGACUUUUUAAAUUAUGUAACCAUUGAACCAGGUAGAGGUGCCGUCUUCAAGAGCACGCCGAACUUUAGAGAAUCCGUCCAAAAGAUCGAAAAAAAAUCUCUGUAA